Molecule: messenger RNA, 1010 nt
Organism: Prunus avium (sweet cherry)
Lineage: Eukaryota; Viridiplantae; Streptophyta; Magnoliopsida; Rosales; Rosaceae
Source: RefSeq, a predicted model, not a curated record
GAACUCCGAAACACAAUGAAAUUACAACUCGCCCACUCCCCCACAGACCGCUAUAUAUUCCCCCCUCGAUUCUCUUUAGGUUUUUACCAAACAAACCACCCAACGGCGCUUCCCAAAAUCACACACCGAAAUUCGAAUACUCAAAUUCCCCUCUCUCUCUCUCUCUCUCUCUCUCUCUCUCAUAUCACAAAAUCGUCUCUGUUGCUCUCACCACUGUACAACAAUGGCGGUGGCGUCGUCGAGAUCAAGAUCGGAUACGUACUCGUGUCGCAAAUCGCAGCCGUUGUUUUCCUCGUCGUCCUCGGGCUUCGCUUCGUCCACCUCCUCCAACUUCUCCUCCGCCACGUCGACGUUCUUCAAUCGCUCUGCCUCCCCCACGCGCCUCUCCUUUUACGACCGCUCGACGUCCCCGUCCUCGUCGUCUUUGCGGUUCGCGAACCGCUCCGGCUCUCCGGGCCGUUCGAUUUCGGUGAAGAACCACUUUAACCACAGCAACAAGAAUAACUACCAGAACGGCACUACCAGCAAGAAGACUUGCCUUUGUUCCCCUACGACGCACCCGGGCUCCUUCCGGUGCGCCCUGCACAAGAACUCACCACGUGGCGGAGCGGCUCACCACUCAAAUAGUAACGGCCAAACGUCGUCGUAUCACUCGAGUAUCAGACUGAACUACAGAAGGUCGGCGAUGAAAAACUCGCUGGUGAGAAUCGGAGGGGUUGAAGGGGACUUGGUGAAGAGGGCUUUGUCGGCUCUGAUCAGGCCUUCUUCGCACAGCCAGCGGCGCCGAGUUGAUUUUCAGCCCAAGCCAAGCCGACUCUCCGUAAUGUCCAAAGCUUCCGACGACGCCGACGACGUUUAAGUCCCGAUUCUUGAUUAACGGUUGAGUUGACUCAGAAAUCGUUCACCAGUUUUUUUUCGUGAAGGAUGAUGGGAUGAUGAUAGCACUGUAGAUGAUGAAUUUCUUUUUUCUGGGAUUGAAUUGCCAGAUUAUAUUUUUUUAAAUUCAUUUU